Molecule: messenger RNA, 1111 nt
Organism: Alternaria alternata
Lineage: Eukaryota; Fungi; Ascomycota; Dothideomycetes; Pleosporales; Pleosporaceae
Exons: 1
Coding region: 249-956 (235 amino acids)
Source: RefSeq, a predicted model, not a curated record
CGCUUAGGCAGCUGUAGGGUGGGGGCUGAACGUAGUUCGCCUGCAUGCCCCAUAUAGGCCAAGCGAAUAUGCAGCCGUUCAACGCAGUACCGGACUAAUUGCCCAUUGUUAAGUAGCCCAUUGUAAUUGCGGCACAGCCCCGAUACCCGCCAGCCUUCAAGAUUCCCAGCCUGCAUUUUUCACAUUCCUCAAGUCAGUGCCGGCCAUGUAGCUUCAAUCUUCGCGGCGAUGCGAAUUAGUUCCACCACAUGCCUGCACUUCCUCCUGCGCCUCAGAAAGAAUCAUGGAUAAAAAGUCAAACUUCCCAUGGCCCAGAUCUGGGAUCCAGGCGGCGACCUGCAUCCAUCCUUGAUCCCUUGCCGAGUUUAGUCGAUCGAAGGGCGCACACGUCACCUAUCGUAGCUGCUGCAGCUGUCGAAGAGACCGGACCGGUCAGCCCAACGCUCCAACGGCCUUCUAAUGAAGUCAUUGGGGGAGCUUUCGUAGGAGCAUUCUUAGGCUUCUUGAUAUUGCUACUCCUCAUAAAAUGCUGUCGCGGCCGAGGUCCCAAAGACGGCGAGAAGAAUUCCACAAUCUCUAGUUCUACAUCUACAGGAAGAACCCCUGGAAACGGUCCCCUACCUCCGCCGCCCAUCUAUGAUCCUCCUGGCCGAAGAAAGACGACCACAGGACAACGAGAAACAGAGAAGUUUGUUGCUGCAAUCAGGGGGGAACCGGCAUUAGUCGUGAAAAGAAAACCCAGACCGCACCGUCCUGGAAGGCACGGUGUAGAGGACUUGGAAUCUUUCUCAAGCCACAGCGACAGGCAGGAGAAAGGAAGAGUAUGUUCCCAUCUCUGCAUAUAUUACUUCAGCCUAACUAAGUCAAAUCACAGUCUGCUCGUCGUGGUGAAGGUAUCGAAAUCCAUAGGAUGGAUAUUCCUAAUAAUUUCCGACUACCUGGAUUCGGCGAAGUGAUAAGGGAAGUCAAGCCUUAGGUACCAGGGCUAAGAACUAGCAUAUACAGAUGCGCCAUCCAGACGAAAGAUCUUUUCAUCGCGAAAAGAUAAGCUUUUGCGGCGGCAAGCUGGGCUGGGCAGCUGGCCGGGGAACACACCGGAUGCACACAGCCC